Messenger RNA from Diachasmimorpha longicaudata, 7306 nucleotides. It is a transcript of the gene Kr, whose product is annotated as protein krueppel-like. The record is from RefSeq and is a predicted model, not a curated record. The transcript is spliced from 3 exons. Gene Ontology annotation, biological process: regulation of gene expression. Lineage: Eukaryota; Metazoa; Arthropoda; Insecta; Hymenoptera; Braconidae. The coding region runs from base 396 to 1880 and encodes 494 amino acids. Gene Ontology annotation, cellular component: nucleus.
CCGUAGACACAUCGUUCGUUGGUCUCCCCAAUUUAGUCGUAGAGUGUUCGGCAAUCAGGAACGUUGGGACUCGAGUAAAAAAUAAAUCUAAUCUAGUUGAGUUUUUAUUUUAUUUUUUUCAUUUUUUUUCCGACACCACCGCCGAUCAUCCGCCAACAGUUACUGCAUAUUUAUGAAAAAAAAAACUCAUCGGCUUUGAGUGAAAAAGUGCACAACGAACGACUCGAUUUAUUUAUUAUAAAUAUUGACUGGUGCUCAUCAUUCAGUUGAGUUUCACGUGUGAGUGAUUUUUUUUUUUUGGUUCAUCUUCGAAGGAAAAGGAACAAAUUUUUUCAGUGAUUAAUUACUUGUGAAUGGAGUGUAACAAGUGAUAAUUCUUUUACUCGGAUCAUAGAAUGGCCCUUUCCUAUCUCCAGGAGGCACAGACUGACGCAGGACUCUUGACGAACCAACAAUUCGAGAUGAAGCAGGAGAGUGAAAAACAACCGUUGUCACCGCCAUUGAAUAAUAACACGUCAGUAUCAAUAUUUCCGCGAAUGGGUGCGGCAGCGGCGGCAGGACUGUCAAUGCUGACACCCCAGCAGUUGUUGGCAGCGAGUCACACGGCAGCUCUGAUGGCCGCUGGUAUUCCGGUGUCAUUGCACGCGAGUUUGGCAGCAGCAAGUCCGUCCCUUUAUGCACAUACACAAUCGUUAUUCGGGGGUUGGCCACCAGCAGCCUCAUCCCCCCCGCUGUCCCUCCAACACAGCCCCAUAUCUCCAGCCCUGAGCACCAAAUCUAACUCUCGAUCGCGUACAAAUAACAACAACAACAACAACACCAGUACUGGCAAUAGUAACAACAACAAUAACAAUAUUGUCAGCAGUAGUGCAGACCGGAUGUUGCAUAAAAAGGGAUUGGGAAAGAAGCGGGGACCGAAGAGUAAAAUUGACUUGAGUUCACCGACGAUGGUUGAGGGUACGGCGCCUCUCAGCCCACCGGCUUCAAUAAGUCCAGAAGCUGUCAAGGACAGUAAGGAUAAAAUUUUCACCUGUCGCACUUGCUCAAGAUCAUUCGGAUACAAGCAUGUGUUGCAGAAUCACGAACGAACUCAUACCGGGGAAAAACCUUUUGAAUGUCCUGAAUGCCAUAAAAGAUUCACCAGAGACCACCAUUUGAAAACCCAUAUGAGACUCCAUACAGGUGAAAAGCCAUAUCACUGCAGCCACUGUGAUCGUCAAUUCGUCCAAGUAGCCAAUCUGCGUCGUCACCUUCGCGUCCACACCGGCGAGCGUCCAUACGCCUGUGAAUUUUGUGCCCAAAAAUUCAGUGAUUCCAAUCAACUGAAAGCCCAUCUUCUGAUUCAUACGAAUGAGAAGCCCCUCCAAUGUCCUCACUGUCUCAAAAGGUUCAGACGAACACAUCAUCUACUUCAUCACAAGUGCACAGCACGACAGGGUGCACUGCAAAUGGCAUCGCCUUCAGCAGUGAGCGAUGACCUGGACGAGGAGCCGGACAUUGAUAUCGAUGGUGAGGUAGAUGAGAAGCCAAAUGUAUCAUCAAGAAAGGCCCACAAUCGCUCACUACCAAGUCCAGGAAUGAAGAGCGAAGCUCCGAUGCCAUUGAAUUUAUCUGGUGUGUCAAUUGACCUUCCUGAGCAGACUGAACCCGAGGACUUGUCAAUGUCAACUGGCAUGCACAGGCCAUCAUCACACAGUCACAGCAGUGGUGAUUCACCACUCAGCAGGAGCCCAAGCAGUGAUACACUUCAUGAAGAUGAGGAGGACGAGCUCGAUGUCUCCGAGGCAAGUCCCAGCACACUCUUCCUUCAUCGUCAUCACGACGAGUACAGACUUCAUCUAGCUAAGAUAGCUAACAGUGGCUCCAACAGUGCAUCAUAGUCGGGCCAAGGUACGUAGACGACAGCUACGUAGCGUAGGAACUUGUUGGUUGCGUGAGGAUUCAUUGAUACAGACCAAUAACGAAAAAAAAAAUUAUUCAGUCAUAGCGUGAUUAAGAUUGGUUUCUCCCUGUAAUUAUUCCUUGAUUACUUGUAUGAUUGUAAAGUUGAUGAACGUGUGUGCUGGCCAAAAUGACGGUAGGGCAUUGAUGAUUGAAAUUAUUACGGAAUUUGUAGAUAUGGAUAAAUGUGUCAGCUGAUUGAUAUCACACAGGCAAGAUCACUUCGGUCGUUGUGAUGGGAAAUAAAUGAAUGAAGUUCAUUGAUCUUUUCAUUUAGCUCGAUUACUCGUGCUAGAUAGCAAAAUAUUCAGGGAUGCAUCGAUGUACAUUGAUAUCAUAUAGACAAUGCGUAUAUUUGUAUGCAUUUGAUAGUAUUACACUGAGUUGGCGAGAAAUUUGUUUAGAGUGCAUCAAGGAUGAUGUGAAUUUUCAAUAUUUCUCUUGGUCAGUCUGAAUUAUUAGGUAGAAAUUCGUAUUUCGGUGUAAAUAGUUGUAUUCAUUAAUGAAGAACAGAGAUUAAUAUCGAGGAAACGCCUAUAUUAUAUAUUAAGUUUAGACGUUGUAGUUAGUGUGUUUAAUUAUCAUCUUUUCCAUCGGAAAUCGCAGAAGUUGGGGAGACGAGGAAUAUGCGGAUUUACCAUGUUGUCCGGGAAAGGGCAAAUGGAAAUUCCAAUGGAAUAGACAGUUCAGUGGGAUUAGAAUGUUCAUCAGAUAGCCCAGAUGGUGAUUGAUUUUUAAUGUCAUUCAAUCCAGUCGAUAACAAUGUAUAUUUAUUUUUCUCCCACCUCGGGGCUUCUGCGUGCCACGUUGUUAUUGAUUUAUAAUUUUUUAUUAUUAUUAUCACUAUUAUUUUUUCAUAGAUAAACAUGUAAAAUGCCAAAUCGAAUGAAUAUUGUUGAAUACAAAGUUACCAAAAUUCAAAACUACGAAUUUUUCGAUUGACCUGACGCUGACUAAGAACAACUCAAUAUUUUCAUGACGAGUGAUGUGGACAUUGCGAGCAAAUGAAUUUUUCAAUGUUUUUGGAAUUCGUAGGGGGGUGGAGGGUAAUAUUUCUGAGAAAAUUUCACAGGUUCAACUCGGAAAUUUUAUCGGAAAUACCGAGGAGUUUUGGAUUUAAUGAUCUAGAAGCUUUCACGGUCAGUGGAUUGGAAUUAUUCCCCAGGUUCGUACUAGAAUUUCUCUAGAAAAUUCCUCCAGGCGUCUUGAGGCGGAAUUUUGGGAAAUCGUAGUUCGAAGUAAUUCGGAAAGUUUCUCGGGAUUUUGAAAAAAAAUUGAGGAAUUCCAAGAGAUUUUCAGGAGAUUCAAGCAUUUUCCAAGAGAACCUCGAGUGUGUUGAGUUUUCAAAAAUUCAGAGAAUUUUUGGAAUACUCAAGAAAUUGUAAAGCAUUUCAAGAAAUUCGCGGAUUUUUAGACAAUUCAAGGAAUUUCUAAAAACUCCAGGAAACGCAACGGGUUUGCAGGGAUUUCCCAAGAGUUUCAAAUGGUUUAGGAUUUCAAAAAAUUCACACAAUUUUGGAAAUAUUCAAGAGACAAUUAAUAAUCUUUAUAAACUUCAAGAAAUUUUUUUUCGUAAAUCUAAGACUACUUUUCGCCGUCCUCGAGGAAAGACACCUCCACAGAUGUCUUUCUUCACUUUCCCUGAUAUCAAAGGUCCAGUCACCGUCAAUUGCCUGAGCCAAAUUCCAAAUUUUCGUGAAAAUCACCGGCUAAAUAAAAAAUUCCCUAAAAUAUAAUUUCUCAAAGUCAAAAAAUAGAGACUCUCCGGGGCCCCUGUUCGUUAGUUCUCAAUGUGUUUCUGAUUUAUGUCUCGUCAUGCAAAUUUUCUAGAGUAAAAAGGGGAGGUGGACAAGGGGAAACCUUGGGCUCUCGACCUCCAGUGCAUUGUUCCCCCGCGUUCCCCCGAAUGUUGAGGUAAUAUCUCUGGCUCUCUCUUUGCCUGGAGAUCCCUGGACCUCCCCGUAGCCGACAAAGAGACACUACAAUCGUUUGUGCAAAUGUCGUUCACAAAAUCUUGAAAUUGCCCUCGUUUCCUUCCUCAGGCCAUUUUAAACGCUCGAAUUUCGCCCGGGAGGUAGCCAAGGGUGUCUGCAGGCAUCGAGUCCCUUUUUUUUUUCUCUCUCCGUUUUCACUUCUCCUUUCUCAUUUUUUUUGCUCCUCGGGGCCCGUUAACUGCGUUGGUACAUCGCUACACGUUUCACUUCGUCCAUUGACGUGGAUGCACUCUCCGGGGAUGACAAUGGCGUGUGCCCAAGAUAUGUUUCUUAUUUGAUGCUACUCCCGGGCGCUUACGCUCGAUCGAACUCGAUCAAGAUUUAUUUAUUUUAUUUAUUUUUUCUCGGGAUUUUCGACUGUCGGGGGAUGGUACCCAUAGAUUCUUAGUCCUCGAGAGAUGGGGGCGGGAGGGGGAGGGGUAAAUAUGAGGGAAUAAUGGGGGUAGAAAAUUCUUUCGGACUUUCCUCGAGGAUUACUGAAGUGGGUCCAGGUAUUUCAAGGAUUUUUUUUAAUCAAAACGUUUCCACUGGGCCCUUUGGGAUCCCUCGAACAAUUUGCGAUUUGUGAUGGACGAAAUGUGUGUGGCCCAGGCCCUAAGGGUAAUUUUUUGCGGGUUCUCUUAGUCCGAAUAAUUGUCAUCAAAAAUUGUAAACGGGUCAGUGACACGACCCCCAACUCCAACGUCUCCGAGAGUCAAAUAGACGGGCGGGAAAAAAAUAUACAAAUGCGGUGGCUAUUGUGAGUGCUUCUACAGGAGAUAGAAUACAGAAUUGUAACGAACGGUCGACAAGUAAUGUGCCCUUUUAGUAAAAAAAACAUGUCCCUUGGUCUUGCGAAAUCAGCGCCCUUUCUGUGCGUUUUUUACAGGACUUUUGCUAACGAAUUUCACUUCAUUCACUGUGGGGUGGAUUUCUUAUUUCUCAUCCGAGGGAACCGGUUCAAUUUACUGGGGAAUUCAAAUGUCUGACACACUUGCAUAUUUUCCACUAGCGAAUUGGAGUGCACGAGAAAAAAUAUUCAGGAGAAAUUUUAGCGACGGUAUCGGAAAUUUUUUAUGUAAAAAAUCAAAUCUUUUUUUUCUGCUGAAAAAUGUUUUGACCAGAAUAAAUAUGUCUCACUUAUUUUACUUAAAUUCCAACACAAAAUUCUUGGUUUGGUUAAUUUGGUAAAAGAUAACGUGAUUGAGAUGUUAUUUAUUGCUCCCAAAACGAUAUUUCUGAAACGAAAAUAAAAUGAGAUUUUCAUAUAUAAAAAAUUUGGGUAAAUACACAUUUAGCGCAGGGAAAAGUAAUAAAUUUAUUUUAUUAUGUAAAUUUGCGGGAAAAUAUCUAACGCGUAAUUACUACAUUUUCCAAAAAACAUUGAAAUCUAUUUAUUCUGCUCGCUCUACAUCAUCAGAAAAAUUCGGUGAUAGGGAUGGGCGACAUUUCCUUUUUUCCGAAAUUUCCCAGUUCCCUAUUUGACAUAAUUAAUCUGAUUGAUUAAGAAUAAAUGACAACUUUUACGCGACCAGAAAUAAUGAUUUCUGACUGUAAACGCUAUAAGUGACAAAUGAACGAUUCCAGUCGUCCAUUUUUUUCAAAUUUACCAGUAAAAAAAUUACUAAAUAAAUUCUUUGAGUGUAAAAAAAAUUUACGAAUAAUUGAUAUUACUCCUAACAAUCGCUCGUCCCUACCCGGGAAAUUUGUUAUCUAGCAUUAAAACUACAAAAAAAUAAAUAAAUACCAAACGCUCCUCGACUAUUGAAAUAGUUCCUAAAAAGUCCAUUCGAAAUAAGCUAUUAGAUUUAUUUAUAAAAUUUCCUCUGUGUUCAAUAACUUGGUAAUCGAUAAUUAAAACGAUAAUUAAAAAAUUUCGUCGCUUGUCCCAAUGUCGUAAACUAUUAUUGUUGUCACUUGGAGAAUCCGAAACGAUAAGAAACGGUAUAAGGUAUUUUAAUGUAUAUUAUCAUUAUUGAAUAGUUUAAACGUCGUGGAGUAGGAAAUUAUCAAUUUUAUCAAUUUAUUUGAGGGGAAGGAGGAGAGAGACGACAAACAAUUGCCAAAAUACGAAACUUUAACAAGGAAUAUUAAUGAAACCACUGAAAUUUCAAAUUGUCACGAGAUACAUCUAAACGGUAUAAUCAGUGUAACUAAUUAUGUAAUUUUGUACAGCAAGUUUAAUAUAAACGUACGAAAUUCGAGGUGAACCGAAAUAUUUGAUCGGAUGGAAUUUAGCCGGUCAAUAUCUCCAAAUCUAAGAGAACUAGCGGAUUUUUCAUAAUGACCUUUUUUGUAGUGCUCACCUCGCUCUACAAAAAAGGUUAUGAUAAAAAUUAUUUUAUCUCCCAUAAGUUGCGAGAUAUUCGCAAAAAACUGGUGGAUAGGUCUCUGAUCGCCAUUCAUUUGCGAGCAGUUCGUAUUCGUGCGGAAAUUCCAUCAGUUCAGGUAUUCGGUCCUCGAAGAGUGCGCGGUACAAAUACAGACCUUACGAAUAAUUGAAGGAGAGAAGGCAUAAUAGUUGAAUAAUAAUUGUGGAUCAAUGAUAAGCCAUUGUAAAUUGUUCUCGCUUAGUACACGAUAACGCAAGUACCACGAUAACCGCAGAUAUCAUGACUCACUGAGAAAAAAAAUUCUUUUCCCCGAGUCGUGCGGAAAAGUAUCAUUUUAGACGUGCGACGUGUGGUUUUAACUUUUUUUUUUUUAUUUUCAUGCAAUUUUCCGCCCCGUGCGGUAAAGGCACCUUUUCCGUACAGCUCGAGGGAAAUAAUUUUUUUUUCAGUGCAAUUAUGGACAUUCAGCAUGAAAUAUAUAUAUAACUGUUUAUUGUUUCACUCAUCUCCCUGACGUACCGCGCGAGCAGCAAUUUAAAUGGCACAAACAGAAGUUAUUUAAGAUUGAAAGAAUUAGUGUAAAAUAGAAAUAUAAAAAAAAUGAUGAAAAACAAUAUGAAGGGACAAAUGUAUACUAUGAAACUGACACUACCUCACCAGACACCUAAUAUAUCUCAACCACAAGACUGAUUUUACAUAGUAUUCCUAUAAGUAAGAGAACAAAAAUAAUAAUAAAAAAAAAAUGUCACAAUGUGAAUGAGAGAAUUUAUUCGUAUGAAGAGAUCAUUUUUUUGUAAGUAGAUCAAAUGACCACUUAACACACCAGAUUUCAUGGACGACGUUCAUUGAUCGAUGGACGUCUGCUUUUUCUCUCUGAAGCAAUUUUUACAUUAUUCAAUUGACUAUUAAUCAUCCGGCUCCGAUAACAAUUGUAAAGCGUAUCUCGAUUUUGAAAUUAUUUGGUUAAACGAAUCAGUGUAUAGAUGGGCAUUUACUUGUCUCUUGAUUCGACGCUCGUCGAACAUAUUUUUAUUAUUAAAGAUUCACUGUUCAAUCGUU